UGUGUGUAUUGACGAGAAAAUGCAAAACGCUUCAUAAACUUGAAAACCCACGCGUCCCUUCCUCUUCACAACCAACACCCCAAACAAAACCCUAAUCUCCUCUUCCCUUUUCUCUUUUCUCCGCGUUUUCCCGGAAAAUCCAUCACUUUCCGGGAAUCCUCCCACGUCGCACAAUCCAAUUCGUCCAUGUAUGGACGACAAAGACAAACCACCUCCCGAUCCAUCAACCGCCGCUGAGUUCGCAAGCUGGAUGCUAUGCGCCGACGACUCUGAUUUCUUCUCCGGUGACAGGGAGAGAAGCAUACUCGGCGACUUCGGCUGGAACCUCGAACCGGACCGGAUCUCCGCCGCCGACGAUGGAUUGUGGCUGCCGCCUCAUGCCGCUCCGUCCGGUUCGAUCGAAAUCAAACCGACGGCGUCUGCGUCGAUUAACCAAUCGGUUUCUUCCAGCUCCAGCGAGGAUCCACCGGAGAAGUCCACCGUCUCCGACGAGAAGCCGAUUGAAAUACCCUUCUUCGGGGUUAGUGCAAUUCUGUGUCCGUACAAUCAGGAAUCUUCUUAGUUCUUCUCCCAAACAGAACAUUAAGCCGCGUUUUCUUUUUUCCUUGGGGAGUAGUAAAAGUAAGAAGAAGGGGCAAAAGCGAAUACGGCAGCCGCGGUUUGCAUUUAUGACCAAAAGUGAAGUUGAUCAUCUUGAAGAUGGCUACAGAUGGAGGAAGUAUGGUCAGAAGGCAGUUAAAAACAGUCCAUUCCCUAGAAGCUAUUAUCGCUGCACAAACAGCAAAUGCACGGUGAAGAAAAGGGUUGAACGCUCUUCUGAGGAUCCAACUACUGUGAUUACUACAUAUGAAGGCCAACAUUGUCAUCACACCGUUGGAUUUCCUCGAGGGGGCUUCAUUAAUCAUGAAGCUGCUUUCACCAGCGGCCAGUUGGGUCCUCCAAUGUCACGAUUCUAUUAUCCAAUUCAAUUAUCAAGAGAGAACACUUCAAGCAGCAUUUCUCAGCCUUCCCAAGCACAUGAUGAAGCUGGAGGAUCAAGCACGAUGAUGCCAGCUGAUGACGAUGCGUCGCCACAGCCUCCUACGGAUGAAGGACUGCUUGGAGAUAUUGUACCUCCAGGAAUGCGCAACAGAUCAUGAGUCAAAUAUUUAUUUCUUGUUCUGUUAGUACUGCGUUUGAUGGGCUAAUGAUCCAUGCAUGUGUACCAAUCUACUAUGGUAGAAGACUAGAAGAUUAGAAGGUAAUUGACUCUCUUGCUUCCUAUUUUGACCUAUAGCUAAGGUAUAUAGAUAUAUGUUGAUUCAGAUAUUGAUUUAGUGAUAGUAAUUAGAAUGUUUGUAUACAGACUACGCUUGAAUCAGUGGUAACCACUGUGUAUAAUGUAUAUUAAUGCAUGUACCUUUUUCCCCUGUUUCUUUGAA
Messenger RNA from Lotus japonicus, 1421 nucleotides. Its product is annotated as probable WRKY transcription factor 57. Gene Ontology annotation, molecular function: sequence-specific DNA binding; DNA-binding transcription factor activity. The transcript has 5 exons. The record is from RefSeq and is a predicted model, not a curated record. Gene Ontology annotation, biological process: regulation of DNA-templated transcription. NCBI's taxonomy places the organism in Eukaryota, Viridiplantae, Streptophyta, Magnoliopsida, Fabales, Fabaceae. Bases 357 to 1139 code for a protein of 260 amino acids.